Messenger RNA from Diversispora eburnea, 246 nucleotides. The record is from the annotation of a GenBank genome assembly. NCBI's taxonomy places the organism in Eukaryota, Fungi, Glomeromycota, Glomeromycetes, Diversisporales, Diversisporaceae.
AUGUUUGCAAAAAGUAGUGGAUGGAUGAUUACCUUUUUCUACACGAGUACAAAGACUGUAUCUCAAACACCUAAAAGAUAUAAAUGUGAAGUUUGUCAAAAAAGAUUUACUCGUCCAAGUUCAUUGACAACACAUUCUUAUACUCAUACCGGUGAAAAACCUUUCAAAUGUCCAGUAGAAGGUUGUGGUCGUCCAUUUUCGGUCAUGAGUAACUUACGUCGUCAUCAAAAAGUUCAUAAAAAGUGA